AUGGAGCAGUCAAAUAAUGAAUUUAGACCUAAUGUACUAGAUGCUUUAAAUCCUCAGAAGUUUACUUCUCAAAUACCGGUACCUUCGCAAGACAGAAGGCGAAACACUACCAAUAUGGGUCUAACGGACAUAAUAAAUAAAAGCAUCGAGAGGAAUUCUAUCGCGAGUUCAAAAAAACGACACAGAUCUACAGUGGCUGGGGAGGAGCCUUCGAUGAAUUCCAGAUUGUCACAGCGAUAUUCAUCGCUCCCCCACACGAACAACAUUAAUACCAGUUUUUUGACCAAUGCUGGCAGCAAUAUGACGAGGAAUGGGCCAUCCAAUCGAGAUCCACGACCCUUAAGAGACAAGAACUUCCAAAAUGCCAUACAACAAGAGAUUUUUGACUACCUGAGUCAGAAUAAGUUUGAUAUCGAAAUGAGCCAUCCGAUUUCGCUGAAGUUUUUGAAACUACCCACGCAGAAGGGAUUCACUUUGAUCUUCAAAUGGCUUUAUUUAAGGCUUGACCCAGGAUAUGGCUUCACAAAGUCGAUCGAACACGAAGUGUACCAAAUUUUGAAAAAUCUACAGUAUCCAUAUCUAGAGAGCAUCAAUAAAUCUCAGAUCUCGGCCGUGGGUGGCUCUAGCUGGCCGAGGUUUUUGGGGAUGCUUCAUUGGCUUGUGCAAUUGAAUUUGAAGCUUGAUGCUUCAUUAAAUGAGCUAGACCAUAAUAUAAUGAAUGAAAAUACCCAGGAGAUGACGAUAUUAAACCAUCCACUCACGACCUUGGAUGAGCAGGAUCAAAAGCAGGAAAAAUACGAACUAAUGGUGGAGAAACUCUUCAUCGAUUACGUUAUGGAAUCGUACAAAAGUUUUCUAAGACUUGAAGAUAAUUAUGAGCCUUACAUGAAAGAACUGGAAGCUGGCUUCAUGAAGUUCAUUCACAUCAUAGGCACGGAUAUUGAUAGAAUGGGGACUAGGAACGAUGAAAUUUUAUUAAAAUGUCAGGAAAUGGCUAAGAGGAGCAAAGAUCUCGCCAUGGCUACUCAGAAAUGCAAGGCAUUAAAGAAUGAUUUGGCCAAAUUUCAAAAUUAUGUCAAUUCCGUGCAACACAAGAGUCAUGAAUGGCCCAAGAAAUUGGAGAGAAUGAAAUUGGAAUCCGAGCAUAAGAGACAAGAAAUAUCGAAUCUGGAGGAUGAGGUGAAAACUCUACAGAAGUCCUUAAAGACGAGAGGAGUCUCCAUCGAAGUAAUUGACGAGAAGAGUAACAGAAGAGAACAAAUAGUUCAAGAUCUGGAGGUCAUCAAUAAGCAUCUAGAUAAAUUAGCCGCGGCGCUAAAAUCGGAUAAGCUAGGAAGAGAUAAUGUCGUGAAAAAUAUGAUGGAUGCAAUACGACAGUACAAUUCUGCUAUCGAUAACCUUUUUGACCUCCGGGCGAAACUCGGCGACAAUUUAGAUUUGUCAUAUUUCAAAGUCAGCAUAUCUGAAGAUGGGCUGCUCGAUAAAACUGAUGCGAUUGCCUAUGAAGAUCUCAUGCCAUCCAAACAAAGCAUAAAGAAUAAUAUCAGGCAAGCACUCUUGAAUCUUUAUGAGAACAUUCAAGUCAAUAUCGAGAAAUGUCAGAAAGAGAAUGCCUCUAUCGAGGCAGAGCUCGCAACUCUGCAAAGUGAGAUACACGAGAAGACAAAUCUCAUCGAACAGCGCGAAUUAUUACUCUCCGAUGCAAAGUCAAUCUAUGAGUUGAAAAUGCAAGAAAGUGAAAGUGACUUGCUUUCGCAGAAGAUCGAAAUUGAAAGGCUGGAGAAAAAAAUCAGCGAUUUCAAUAGACUGGCGCAGGAAAAAAUAUCCGACGCUGAGCAGCUUGUUCAAGCGACAAAGCUGAAGCAUGAAGAACUGCUUCUGGAUCUGAACCGAAGAAAAGCCCUCUUGCAUGCCCAAAUUAUCGAAAUUAUAGAAUAUGCCAGUAACUUUAAGAUAAACAUUCAAACAGCUUUAGAAAAAACUGAGAACAGGAUAACACAAGAGCUAGAGUUACUAUGA
Molecule: messenger RNA, 2019 nt
Organism: Torulaspora globosa
Lineage: Eukaryota; Fungi; Ascomycota; Saccharomycetes; Saccharomycetales; Saccharomycetaceae
Gene: NDC80
Product: kinetochore-associated Ndc80 complex subunit NDC80
Exons: 1
Coding region: 1-2019 (672 amino acids)
Biological process (GO): attachment of mitotic spindle microtubules to kinetochore
Cellular component (GO): Ndc80 complex
Source: RefSeq, a predicted model, not a curated record